AUGCUAAGCUCAGAAAACGAAUCAACAUAUAAUGUUGGUACAUCUGUAGACGUUAAACCAAAUGAAGAGGAGAAUGUUUUGGAGAUGGAAUCCAAAUACAAAAAUAAGGUAACUGAGGAUCGAGUCAAUGGGUUGAUCAAGGUUUGGGUUUGUAUACAUGAUAAAACUUUUGAUGAAUAUAAUGAGGAGCUAAAGAUCUUAGAAGGUUAUAUGUUUGAGGCUUUGUUUGAUAAAUACAAAAAACCACACAGUAUUGUUAGUAAUGUAAGAGGUCCUGGUGCUCCAUUAUCUGGAAGAUUCUUUGGA
Entrophospora sp. SA101 is the source of this 306-nucleotide messenger RNA. The record is from the annotation of a GenBank genome assembly. NCBI's taxonomy places the organism in Eukaryota, Fungi, Glomeromycota, Glomeromycetes, Entrophosporales, Entrophosporaceae.